Messenger RNA from Aspergillus niger, 2025 nucleotides. RefSeq lists its product as uncharacterized. Gene Ontology annotation, cellular component: peroxisomal membrane; endoplasmic reticulum membrane. Gene Ontology annotation, biological process: ergosterol biosynthetic process; isoprenoid biosynthetic process; coenzyme A metabolic process. The record is from RefSeq and is a predicted model, not a curated record. Gene Ontology annotation, molecular function: protein binding; hydroxymethylglutaryl-CoA reductase (NADPH) activity. NCBI's taxonomy places the organism in Eukaryota, Fungi, Ascomycota, Eurotiomycetes, Eurotiales, Aspergillaceae. The annotation marks the transcript as partial. The transcript is spliced from 2 exons.
AUGCGUAGGGCGCUGGAAGACGACGGUAUUAGCUCCCAAACGGCCGACGAUGUGGCUAGGAGUAACAGCCCGAGCAAGCCCGAAACGACGCUUUUCGGCAAAAGUACGCAUGUCCCUCGCUUCAAGGUCCUCAUGGUUGGCGGCUUCCUCCUUGUGAACGUUGCCAGCAUGUGCAUGGUUCCUUUCCGCAAUACACACUCAGUUAAGGAUCUGGCUCGUGGACUAGCUGGUGUGGGUAUGUCUCCACCGGUGGAUCCCUUCAAGGUAGCCUCUCGUGGGCUCGACGUGAUCCUUGACAAGGCCAGAUCAACCGGCCAAGAUACAAUUGUCACGGUUCUCGCCCCGGUCAAGUAUGAGUUGCAGUUCCCCGCUGUGCACUAUGGCCUUCCUGUAAUGGGGUCUUCCAACGACAAUGAAGGCAUAGCUUUCAACCUUGAUGGAUAUGGUAUCGGCGGUCGUGUUGUUGGAGGCUUGCUCAAAAGUCUGGAUGAUCCGGUCUUUUGCAAGUGGGUUAUUGCCGCGCUGGUGCUGAGUGUUGUCCUCAACAGCCACCUCUUCAGUGCAGCUCGGCAGGGCGUUAAGAGUACGCCAGAUGACUCCACUGAGCCAGAGAAGCCAGUCAGUUUGCCAGUGGCUCGCAAUGUACCAUGCGAGUGCCAGCGAGUUGUUGUUCCAACUAGCCCGGCAGCCGAGGGAGAAUUGGCAAUCAAACGCACCCCAGAAGAGAUGGAGCUAAUGCUUUCAGAGAAACGCGCCCAUGAGUUAACCGAUGAGGAGGUUGUGGAGCUCUCCCUGCGCGGAAAAAUUCCCGGCCAUGCUCUGGAGAAGACCUUGAAAGACUUUACCCGCGCUGUCAAGGUCCGUCGCGCUGUCAUUUCCCGCACCAAGGCCACCGCAGAUAUCACCAAUGGUCUGGAACAAUCCAAGCUCCCGUAUGAGAACUACAACUGGACUCGGGUCUUCGGUGCAUGCUGUGAGAAUGUUGUUGGCUACAUGCCAGUCCCCGUUGGUUUUGCCGGGCCUUUGGUCAUUGAUGGAAGAAGCUACUUCAUUCCUAUGGCGACUACCGAAGGUGUCCUUGUCGCCAGCGCGAGUAGAGGAAGCAAGGCCAUCAAUGCUGGCGGCGGUGCUGUAACCAUGUUAACAGCGGAUGGAAUGACUAGGGGUCCCUGUGUUAGCUUUCCAACUCUGGAUCGCGCAGGCGCUGCUAAGAUUUGGCUUGACUCCGAGGAAGGCCAAACGACAAUGCAAAAGGCCUUCAACUCGACUACUCGCUUCGGGCGGCUCCAGUCUAUGACCACUGCGAUUGCAGGCACAAACCUUUACAUUCGGUUCAAAUCUACUACGGGAGAUGCUAUGGGUAUGAACAUGAUCUCCAAGGGUGUUGAGUACGCUCUAGAAGUGAUGAAGUCUGCCGGAUUUGAAGACAUGAAGAUCAUAACACUGAGCGGUAACUUCUGUGCCGACAAGAAGCCCGCAGCGAUCAACUGGAUUGAAGGACGUGGAAAGAGCGUUGUUGCAGAAGCCAUUAUCCCAGGAGAUGUUGUGAAGAGCGUGUUGAAGUCAGAUGUUGACUCCAUGGUCGAGCUCUUUGUAGCUAAGAACAUGAUCGGAUCGGCUAUGGCUGGGUCUAUAGGAGGAUAUAACGCACAUGCUGCGAAUAUGGUAGCAGCGAUCUUUAUCGCGACGGGGCAGGAUCCGGCACAGGUUGUAGAGAGUGCCAACUGUAUCACCAUCAUGAAGAAUCUUCACGGUUCGCUCCAGAUCUCGGUCUCGAUGCCUUCUAUUGAAGUUGGUACAUUAGGAGGCGGCACCAUCCUGGAACCUCAAAGCGCCAUGCUCGACAGUCUAGGGAUCCGAGGAUCGCAUCCCACCGAACCGGGAGCGAACGCUCGGCAGCUCGCUCGCAUCAUCGCUGCUGCUACUUUAGCUGCGGAGUUGUCGCUCUGCGCCGCGCUGGCUGCCGGUCAUCUGGUCAAGGCACACAUGCAGCAUAAUCGUGCGCCUCCAGCCGGUGGGAAGUGA